UCCGUCUCUCUCUAGCUUUGUCUGUUCUCAGUUCUCGCUCUGCUUCUUUUGUCUCCCGUACCGAUCCUUAAACACUAAUCAAGAAAAAAAAAGGUGAUGUAUAUGCUGAUCGCCUAGUACAGAAAAAAGUUUUUGUACCUACUAAGACCACAAUGUCGAAGAAUCCCUCAGUUUUUCUCCUGAUUACGUUAAUUAUGCUCCUCGUAUGUUCCUCUGCUUCAGCGGCACCUGCUGCCAAGAUUGUUGGUGGGGUUGUUACCAAUGUCGCCUCUGCUCUUUUCAAAUGGCUGUGGUCGCUCAAAUCUACGACGACGAAACCAGCUGUUUCGACCCGUUCAAUGAUGAAAUUUGAGAGUGGAUACACUGUGGAGACUGUGUUUGAUGGAAGCAAGCUAGGAAUUGAACCAUUCUCUGUUGAGGUUUCCCCAGCUGGGGAGGUCUUAAUUUUGGAUUAUGAGAACAGUAACAUCUAUAAAACCUCAAUGCCGCUUUCGCGCUAUAGCCGGCCCAAGUUGGUAGCUGGAUCGACUGAAGGAUACUCGGGGCAUGUGGAUGGGAAGCUAAGAGACGCGAGGAUGAACCAUCCAAAAGGGUUCGCAGUGGAUGAUGGUGGAAAUAUAUAUGUUGCGGAUACCAUGAAUAUGGCAAUCAGAAAAAUCAGUGACACCGGAGUUGUAACGAUUGCAGGAGGUGGGAAGUGGGCUAGAGGUGGGGGCCAUAUCGACGGGCCAAGUGAAGAUGCAAAGUUUUCGAACGACUUUGAUGUGGUCUAUGUUGGAAGCAGUUGCUCGCUUUUGGUUAUAGACCGAGGGAACCAGGCGAUUCGAGAGAUACAGCUCCACGAGGACGAUUGUUCUAGUUAUAACCAGGACGAUGACAGCAAUAUCCAUCUAGGCACAGCACUGCUUGUGGCAGCUGGUUUCUUCGGUUACAUGCUCGCAUUGUUACAACGUAGAAUUGGAGCCAUGUUUUCUUCUGACAGAGAUCCCCGAACACCUCCCCGAGGCAUGCCCCCAGCACCAUAUCAGCUAAAUGCUAUGCCCGUAAGGCCUCCCUUAAUCCCACCCGAGGAUGAAUAUGAGAAACCCGAAGAAAAUCUAUUCGUUUCGAUAGGGAGGCUCUUUGCCUACACCAGCUCGUCUGUUUUCGAAAUCUUUGGAGGCCUAUUCUCGGGGUUUAGAAAAAAGCCUUAUCCCCAUCAUCACAAUUACCCUUACCCUCACAAGCAACCAAACCCGUGGUCUAUGCAAGAGAGCUACGUUAUCCCCCGCGAAGAUGAGCCCCCGCCCUUAGAACCCCGAGACCCUGCCCCAAGAAAACCAUACCCUUAUGUGCCUAAAGACCUCGAGAGGACUCGGCACUUCAAGCAAAGCCGGUCCAACAACUACGGUGGAUGGACCGGGGAGUUCCAACAACCGCCCCCCCAGCUCCAACAACUGCAUCACCAGAAGCAUCACUCCUCGAGCCCCCAGACUUUCAUCGAGCAAAGCUGCGAGACUAAUGAGAUCGUGUUCGGGGCAGUCCAGGAGCAGGAUGGGCGCCGCGAAGCCAUGGUCAUCAAGGCAGUCGAUUACGCUGACCCUGCUUACAACCAUUACAACAUCCGAUCCAGGUACAACUACUCUCAUGGUUAUUGAACAACUCUCCCCUAAAACGAUAGAAAUCCCGGGAAUGUGUAGUAGACAGGACGAUAACAAUAUGAAACCGGUUUCUUACCUUAAUGUCUGCUACUUGGUUCAUGUAACAUAUGUGAUGGUGAAAUUCAUAUGAUAUAAUUAAGUUUUUCAAAUUG
Messenger RNA from Ipomoea triloba (trilobed morning glory), 1792 nucleotides. RefSeq lists its product as uncharacterized. The transcript has 8 exons. The coding region runs from base 153 to 1637 and encodes 494 amino acids. The record is from RefSeq and is a predicted model, not a curated record. Lineage: Eukaryota; Viridiplantae; Streptophyta; Magnoliopsida; Solanales; Convolvulaceae. Gene Ontology annotation, molecular function: protein binding.